Molecule: messenger RNA, 784 nt
Organism: Cavia porcellus (domestic guinea pig)
Lineage: Eukaryota; Metazoa; Chordata; Mammalia; Rodentia; Caviidae
Gene: Cck
Product: cholecystokinin
Exons: 3
Coding region: 250-597 (115 amino acids)
Biological process (GO): digestion
Cellular component (GO): extracellular region; axon
Molecular function (GO): neuropeptide hormone activity
Source: RefSeq, a predicted model, not a curated record
GCCUUCCGGGUCUGAGCGCUGGGCAGCGCCUCGCGUCCAGGAAACUUGGAGGAUCCGGCUGCGCUCGGAACCGCGCCCCUCUCCCCGCGCAGAGCUCUGUUGUCCCGCGGGGCUCUUCCCUCCGAAGCCGUGCGCGCCCCUGGCCCGCGUUCUCCAAGAUCUCUCACCGCGCGUUCUCCCACCCGGCUCACUCCCAGGACGGCGACCUUCCUUCCAUUGCACGCGCGGCGGAGCCAGGUCCCCACAGCCAUGAACGGUGGCCUGUGCCUGUGCGUGCUGAUGGCGGUUCUAGCGAUUGGCGCCUGGACGCAGCCGCUGUCGCCGGCGGGACCCCUGGGCCCAGAGAUCUUGGGCGCGGAGGACGCGCCCGGGAGGCAGGUUCGGACGAGGACGGGCGCCGCUGAGCCCAGGGCGCGCCUGGGCGCGCUGCUCGCUCGGUACAUCCAGCAGGCCCGGAAAGCCCCUUCUGGCCGUAUGGCCAUGGUCAAGAGCCUGCAGGGCCUAGACCCCAACCACAGGAUAAGUGACCGGGACUACGUGGGCUGGAUGGACUUCGGCCGGCGCAGCGCAGAGGAGGAGUACGAGUACCCUGUGUAGAGGCUCUGGCCCGCCCCCCUGGAGGAACCGAGCAGGAGCACAGUCCCAUCUACAUCUCAGUCUCUCCGUCUUCCGCGUGAAUGACCCAUGUCUGCAGUUACCUAGUGCCACGCACGCCUUGGUGUCUCCUUCACCCGUGGCUCCUGGUCCUACGACGUUGCUAUGCUAUUAAAGUGAUUUCAGUCCA